This is a messenger RNA of Chelmon rostratus (copperband butterflyfish), 2059 nucleotides long. Its product is annotated as olfactory receptor 1M1-like. Bases 1041 to 2006 code for a protein of 321 amino acids. The transcript has a single exon. The record is from RefSeq and is a predicted model, not a curated record. Gene Ontology annotation, cellular component: membrane. Gene Ontology annotation, molecular function: olfactory receptor activity; G protein-coupled receptor activity. Gene Ontology annotation, biological process: G protein-coupled receptor signaling pathway. NCBI's taxonomy places the organism in Eukaryota, Metazoa, Chordata, Actinopteri, Chaetodontiformes, Chaetodontidae.
UGAGUCGCCACCUAAUUAAAAAAAAGGUAGACAGAGGACAAUUGAGUAGAGAGUCAAACUGGGCGUUCUUUUGCAGCCAAUCGUAGGUUACUACAUUUACAGGUCAAGUUUAAGUUGGUAAAAAUGUUAAUAGGUGCAACAGAGAUUAAUUAGCCUCAAGUUUAAAGAAAAUGAUUGUUUGUUACAGCAAAGGUCAUUAAGCAGCAUUCUCUGGUGACGGCAUCACAAAUUGGGCUGAUUAGAACCGUUUGAUGAUUAAUGUGACUUCAGGAAACACUACAAUGUUUGCUCACUUUGUACAAACAAACUUCACAUUAACAUUUUGUAAGUUCUUAUCAGAAAAUCUAGGUCAGGCACAUCUUUAUUCAGCAAUGAUUCAAGACAAAUCUCUCCCUCCUCUGAGUUACUUACUAUCAGAACAGUUAUUACACACAGUCUUCUGUCAUGAGGUCAUUGAGUUAUGAGGGAAGUUAUCAUGAUCAGUCUUUCACUGAGCUUAGGUCAACAAGUGUUCUGCUUUAUUUUUCUUCUUCCAUGUAUUCAUAUUUUUAAAAGGAGUGCUGUGAGAUGCUCACACUCACUAAAUCAUCAUCAAAACAGUAAUUAGAUGCUUGUUUUGAGCACUCAGGUUUAAUCAGAGUAGGCUACACCCCUGCUCAUUAUGGAUCUAAUUAAUGUCAAUAAUGGAGUAUUGCUAAAUGACAUUCUCAGUGUCAAGUGGAAGCUUUAUCUCUCAAGAGAUCAGUGAGGAAAGUUUAUCUUUCAGUGCACACAGGUCAGGCGUGCAAUCAUCUGUUUGCCGCUUUUGGAUGCAGCAUCAUACAUCUGCUGCUAAACAAUCUUUGAGAGAACUUCAGGUAAGACACGUUCACUGACUGUUAGCACAUGUUUGAACUUAGGGAGAAUGUAUUUUGUGGCAUGAUUACACAUGUGGUUUAUAUAGAGGUCUGAUGUUCAAUAUGAUAUGAUUUCUCUUUGUCAGAGAGGGGAGGUUUUAAACAGAGCCUGUCCUCCCAACACACAGACUGCAGAGUUCAACAAUGUCUUUUCUCAAAGCUGCUUUAAACGACUCUCUCAUCAUUCACCCUCCAGGCUUCUAUAUCAUCGGAUUUGAGACAUUUCCCUUCAUCAGUGUCUACUUCAUCUUUCUAGUGUUUGUUUAUGUGGUGACAGUGCUGUUCAACAGUUUGGUGAUCUAUGUUAUUGCCUUUAAUCACUGUUUACACACUCCAAAAUUUUUGGCUGUUGUCAACCUCGCAGUUAUUGAUGUGAUCUUAAACACAUGCACUAUUCCAAGUAUGAUAAAGAUAUUCCUUGUUAAGGACAACUUUGUUCCAUUCAACCUAUGUCUGUUACAAAUGUUUGUCUACUACGCUUUUGGGACUUUGGAGUCAUAUGCACUCGCUAUACUUGCCUAUGACAGGUUGAUCGCAAUAUGUUUCCCUCUGCGUCACAACUCAAUCAACACGCUGCGGAGCAUGUCUUGUAUUGUUGGCCUGACUUGGUCUCUUGCUGUGGGAGUAACAGCGUUUGCAACUGGUAUAAUAACUCGUCUGUCAUUUUGCAGUUCUGUCAGAGUGUUCAGUUAUUUCUGUGACUAUGCGCCUGUGUUUAGACUCGCCUGUAAUGAUUACACACUGCAGUGGACCACAGCUUCUUCUGUCACUAUUCUGCUCCUUGUGGGACCGUUUACUUUUAUUCUUCUGUCUUACGGCAGCAUCCUGGUGACUGUGUUCAGGAUGAAAUCGCUGGACAGUCGGGUGAAAGCUUUGGCCACUUGUGUUGAGCAUCUCAUUCUUGUUGCUGUCUUUUACAUUCCUCUCAUUACCAUUUUUACUAUUGGUUUUUAUCUGCGUCUCAUUGACCCGGACCAGCGUGUGCUGAGCCUGUCGCUGGCCUCCUGCAUCCCACCCUGCAUCAAUCCCAUUGUAUAUUCUUUGAAAACCAAAGAGAUCAAAAUCAGAGCCCUGGCACUGGUAAGAAAAACUAAAACUGGCACACAAUAAACAUGCGUACAAAAAAGUAAUCCAUGGAGGGUUAAUAAAACACUGCAAUAAUG